Messenger RNA from Umbelopsis ramanniana AG, 1020 nucleotides. RefSeq lists its product as uncharacterized. The coding region runs from base 1 to 1020 and encodes 339 amino acids. The transcript has a single exon. Lineage: Eukaryota; Fungi; Mucoromycota; Umbelopsidomycetes; Umbelopsidales; Umbelopsidaceae. The record is from RefSeq and is a predicted model, not a curated record.
AUGGAUUCUUUUCUAGAUCCAUUUGCGUCGCCAGUGCCUGGUGGGAGUCGUAUUUCAACACCCAAUUAUAAACCAACCAUCGAUGCCAACGCUAGUCAACUUUUUGUUUUUACUCCUAAACCGCAGUCGAAUAUCAGUGCGUUUCGAGGUAGUGCGGUAUCCGAUACAGCAACCUUGGCACCUUUCCACAGCCAGUCGAGGUCAUCUGUCAAACUAGCAGCUCAGCGAGCGUUGGACCUGGAUGUUCCACAGCAAGCACAUGUUAGACCCUCGACCUACCCCGCCGCAACAUCUCAUAAACUGACUCCCCAUGGAUAUCGGUUUUCUGUAGAUGCGCCUAUCAACUACCAAUUUUUGUUCAGAUCUAUGGCUUCUGGAAGAAAGCAGGGUUGGCCGAGAUCCUGGUUACUGAGAACUCCUAUGCUGGACCCUAAAAUAACCGUCAAUCCUUACCAUCGAUUGGAUGACUCCGUGCCAUUGUUUCAACAUACCUGUGCAACCAUCUCGUCAGCUUCAUCAGCAAAAGAUAAUCGUUCCUACGCAGAUGACAUGGAUUCAGUAGCAACGCCAAAUUCAGAUGGUAUCCGAGACGAUUACUUUUGGCAAGCAGAAGGUUCACUUUAUUCCAUGCAAGUCACUCUGUUUGCACUUGGUUUCCUGUUAUUUCCUUGUUGGUGGAUAGGGGGUUUUUACUGCCGCCCGCAGACAUCGGCAGGGAGCGUUCGCAGUAGUUGCAGCAGUGUCGACCUUAAGACAUCGUCAUGGAUGACCAAGGCGUUAGGAGGAACGCUGCAUAAAGCUCAGUACCGAAGGGAGUUGUCAUACUCUCAAUUAUUUCAUCUUCUGAAUCGAGCCAUGGCACUUCUUUCAGCGGUUUGGAUGAUCGUCAUCAUAUCCAUUGUCAUAUGGUAUUAUGUUGGCCUCAGUCAUGGUCUUUGGAUACCGUGGGAUAAUCAGAAUGUCAAUGGCACAAGACAGGAUCUAUUGAAUCGUCAAAGCAAAUUGAAUAUCGCCACAUGA